This is a messenger RNA of Prinia subflava (tawny-flanked prinia), 2054 nucleotides long. Its product is annotated as Fc receptor-like protein 4. Gene Ontology annotation, cellular component: plasma membrane. The record is from RefSeq and is a predicted model, not a curated record. Bases 54 to 1913 code for a protein of 619 amino acids. The transcript has 9 exons. Gene Ontology annotation, molecular function: transmembrane signaling receptor activity. NCBI's taxonomy places the organism in Eukaryota, Metazoa, Chordata, Aves, Passeriformes, Cisticolidae. Gene Ontology annotation, biological process: cell surface receptor signaling pathway.
CAUGUCUUGCCUCAGCCCAGGGUGACCGAGGUGUCCCUGUCCUCAAGACCUCCAUGCUACACCAGUGUUGCACUGGGGACAGUCUGGGGACAGACACCACACCUCAUCCCCCGGGUGCCACUGUCCCUGCAGUGCCACCCCCACCCAGCCCUGUCCCUUCUCCCUUCCAGCCCAGACCCUCGGCCUCCCUGGUGAGUCCUUGGGGGAUGCCGUGUCCCUUCCCUGCUCUCCCCAGCCCCGUGGUGGCCCUGGCAGGCUGGUGUCCCCUGUCACCCGCAGGUGCCCAGACCACCCAGCUCCUGGUGCAGCCCCCCUGGACACCAGCAGUGCUGUGGGACCGGGUGACACUGACCUGCCAGGGCUUGGGGACCACCGGUGCCACCACCUGGUACAAGGACGGGCAGCGAUGGGGGCAGAACAGACGAGACCACGUCACUGUCACCGAGAGUGGCACCUACACGUGUGACAGACCUGGCAGUGGACGCAGCCCCCCUAUGAGAGUCUUACAAGAUCUGCUGGUGCUGCAGGUGCCAGCACGGCCACUGCUGGAGGGGGACACGGUGACACUGCGCUGCCGGGGCUUGCGGAGUCUGCCGGUCUCCAAGGUGAAAUUUUUCCGAGAUGAGAAAGAUCCAGGAGGGUCCUUCGAUGGCCCCAAGCUGUCCCUGCCCCCUCUGCAGCUGCACCACAGCGGCCGCUACCACUGCAGGGGCUGGGUGAUCUCCCGGCAGUCACAGUCAGCGCCGGUGGCAGUGACAGUGCACGAGCUCUUCUCGGUGCCGGUGCUGGAGGGUCCCCCUGAAGUCACCGAGGGGUCCCCCCUCAAUCUCAGUUGCCUCAGCACCCCCAGCCCCCUGCGGCCCAGAGCCCCCCCCCUCCUGCACCUCUUCUACCGGGACGGGCAGUUGGUGGGGGGCCCGCAGGGGUCCCCACAGCUCCUGGUGCCCGCCGUGGGGGUCUCCCACUCGGGGAAUUACAGCUGCCAGGUGUGGUCUGAGGAGGGGACCGUGCAGAAGAGCAGCGCCGGGAUCGGCGUCACGGUGCGCAGGGUCCCGCCCUCGGGGGUGUCCCUGUCAGCACAGCCCCCCGGGGGACAGGUGGCACUGGGGGACCACCUGGUGCUGAGCUGCAUGGUGGCCGCAGGGACAGGUCCCCUGUCCUUCACCUGGCACCGGGGGGGCUCGGGGGCACCGCUGGGCACCGGCCCCCGCCUGGAGCUGUGGGACAUUGGGGACAGUGACAGCGGCCACUAUCACUGCCGGGUCAGCGAUGGGGACAGCGUGGCCGAGAGUGUCCCCCUGAAUGUCACCGUCCUGGUGCCCGUGGCCAACGCCACCAUCACCCCCGGUCCCCUGUCACACCAGGUGCACACAGGUGACCCCGUGACCCUGCGCUGCUCGGUGCAGGUGGGCUCAGCCCCUGUCACCUUCACCUGGCUGCACAACGGGCAGGAGGUGGCCCAGGGUCCCAUCCUGGAGCUUGGGAACGUCACUGUGGGACAUUCGGGCACCUACCAGUGCGUGGCCACCAACCAGCUGGGACAGGACGGGCACCGCGUGUUCCGGGCACUCAGCCCCGAGCUGGCCCUGCAGGUGACCCCUGGCUCACCCUGGGUCACAGCAGUGGCUGUGAAUGUGGGCAGGACCCUCCUGUUCCUGGUGCUGCUCGUGGCUGUCAUCGGGGGCUGUCACUGCUGGCACCACUGGGCAGCCAGGAAGCUCCAGGACAGGACCCCCCCGGAGGAGGGGGCGGUGCUGGACCCCCACAUCGUGGGCACUGAGCAGGCAGGGGGGCUCCCACAAGUGUCCCCUGACCCUGCCGCACCUUGGGAUCCUCAAGUGACAAACGUGGAGCUGCCGGGACCCUACAAGGGACAGCGGGACCCCGGCAACAUCUACGAGAACGUGCUGUGACACUGGGGGCACUGGGGGCACUGGGGGCACUGGGGGGCAUCAAUUCCCCUCAGGGGUCCCUUCUUCCUCUUCACAGCACCCCAUGGGGCUCCUCAUUCCCUCACCCAGUGCUGAGCACGCACAGGACCCUUUGCCCUCUGA